Molecule: messenger RNA, 723 nt
Organism: Emiliania huxleyi CCMP1516
Lineage: Eukaryota; Haptophyta; Isochrysidales; Noelaerhabdaceae
Gene: Lhcf65
Product: light harvesting protein
Exons: 2
Source: RefSeq, a predicted model, not a curated record
CAUGUUCUCCGAGGGCGACAUCGGCGUCCUCCCGCCGCUCGGCGUGUACGACCCGCUCGGCCUCAUCGAGACGCGCGACAUGCGCCGCUACGAGAUCAUGGAGGUCAAGCACGGCCGCGCCGCCAUGCUCGGCUUCCUCCACGUCAUCGCGCUCAAGGCGGGCGUCGUCCUCCCGGGCGCGCUCACCCUGUCGGGCACCAAGUUCUCCGACAUCCCGACCAGCUGCUUCGGCUCGCUCGAGGCGGUCCCCACCUUCGGCUGGCUGCAGAUCAUGCUCUUCUGCCUCUUCCAGGAGACGGGCUACGGCCUCGGCCUGGCCAAGGGCCAGACCGGCGGCUACGCCUCCAACCCGGACAACAACGAGGACGACGGCGAGGUGGGCGACAUCGCGGGCAUCCCGUGGGUGCGGUACGACGACCCCGAGACCAAGACCUUCAAGCUGAACGCCGAGCGCCAGAACGGCCGCGCCGCGAUGCUCGGCAUCACCGGCUGCCUCGUGCACGAGAUCCUCGGCGUCGACGCGCUCUACCCGACCGGCGGCCUGGGCGGCGCCGCGCCCCCAGCCAUCUUCUGAGCCUGUCUCGAGUCUGCUCCGCCGCGCGCGCGCUCACGACGCCACCUAUUAGGCGCGUGAGCGCCUGUGGUCUGUGUGCGCCGUCUGUGUUUGUGCAGUGUGGAGUUUUGGCGCUCCUCUGUAGUACAAAAGUCGAGAGACAAUGCCUG